CCCGUCUCAUCUCAUUGCCCCAUCUUUCCUCUUCACUAUCUUUCUCCAAAACCACAAGACUAGACACUAGCAACAGAACCACUUAAGUUUUGUGUUAACUAAAAAGAUGGGCUCAUUGGUAGGGCACGUAGCACCAGGGUUUGGGUUUUUUCUUAUUGGUAUUUGGCACUUGCUCAAUCACACAAAAUUACAUGCUCUGCACCCAAAAUCCUACACUUCCUUGCCAUGGUUCCCAGCUCCAAGAAUCAGGUAUGCGGAGCUUUUUGUGAUUAUGGUUGGCACCUUAUUGUCCAUAUCAAUGGAGCUCUUCAUUGGUCCAUCAAAACACCAACCUCUAGACUCUGAUGGAACCAUUCCUUCAUAUCAUCUCCAUAACUUUGAACAUGCAAAUAUUUCCCUUAAUUUCUUUGUCUAUGCUGCCUUUUCAAUAAUAUUGGACAAAAUCAUCCCUUCAACCCCAGCUCAACAUGGGCUUACGUUAUUUCUUGGAGCUGUUGCUUUUUUCCAAGAACUCCUCCUCUUCCAUCUUCAUUCCACUGACCAUAUGGGUGUCGAAGGACAAUACCAUUGGCUUCUCCAAAUUGUCAUUUUUUCGUCUUUUGCCACUACCCUUCUGGGAAUUCCUUUCCCAAAGAGUUUCUUGAACAGUUUUGUUAGAUGUUACAGCAUUAUGUUUCAAGGAAUUUGGAUGAUGGUCAUAGGUAUCAUGCUUUGGACACCGGAUUUUAUCGCGAAAGGUUGUUUUUUGAACACGGAAGACGGGCGUAAAGUGGUUAGAUGCCAUGACAAGGAAGCACUUGAAAGAGCAAAGUCAUUAGUAAAUAUACAAUUCAGUUGGUAUUUAGUUGGAAUCACUGUUCUUACUGUCUCUCUUUAUUUGGUCCUCGUCAAGUUUUUCAGAGAAAAUGUUUACUUGUCUUUAAUGAGCAAAUUUGAGGAUCAUGAGGAUUGGGAGGAUGUUGAAGCUCAGAAGAGAAAACUUGUCAGCCAAGGUGAACCAAAGAGGUUUCUUGAAAUGGGAAAACAAGAGCAUAAUUAGAAAUGGAGUGUGUGUGUGUGUGUGAAUGUGCGGGGGCGUGGUGUGGUGAGGAAAAUAAAAAUGUAUAUAUACUAUGGUUUGGCAGCCUAGUAAAAAUAAAACAACUGAAAUGGUGGGCAGGGGAUUCUGUUCAAAGUUUGUUUUUAUAUUUAGGGGAGGCCUACAUGUGAGGGACGGGGCUUAUGUGAGAAAUGUUGAUUGUUGGAAGGAAUUUGAUUAAUAAAUCAUGUUCAAUUAUCAUAAAA
Molecule: messenger RNA, 1284 nt
Organism: Lycium barbarum (goji berry)
Lineage: Eukaryota; Viridiplantae; Streptophyta; Magnoliopsida; Solanales; Solanaceae
Exons: 2
Coding region: 107-1039 (310 amino acids)
Source: RefSeq, a predicted model, not a curated record